AACUGCUUUAAACGCUCAAAUUCAGUUUGAAAAUGCGAUUGGAAUGCAACGGCGGAAGCAGUGGCAGUUCGCCAAGGCGACGAAUGAACGUACUAGACAACGGAAAAAAUCACGGAAAUCAUUAUGCGCGUCAUAAUCAACAGCAGAACCAUUCGAGGAUGCACCAGGGAACUGCAUAUGAUACGAAUGAUAAGGAUACGACAAAUAUGACCGAACUGCCUCCUUCUAGCGGGUCAUUUCUACACAUAUCCGUCACCAUGCUGGCCCUCGGUAGCCGUCUGUUCGUGAUAGUGUUGCAGAUUGUCGCGAAUCUUAUGCUACCGGAUCACGAUGCAAACGUGUUUGUUGCACCGCGUGAUGAAGAAGCCCCCGAGCGGCCUUUAGAUGCUAUAGUACGUUUUACGCUCGGCGGGUUGGAUCGCUGGGAUGGGCAGUACUUCUUACACAUCGCCGAGCACGGCUACACGUACGAAAAUACUCUGGCGUUUUUCCCACUGUUUCCUUUUAUCCUGAAAAUCGUGAGCAGCGCACUAAGCAGCUACGAUGUGAUCACGUUCGUUAGCUAUCGCGAGCUUUCCCUGCUGCUGGCAGUGCUGCUGAAUUUAGUGUGUUUCACUGGUGCUGCAAAGGCAUUGUACCGGCUGAGUAAGCUUGUACUCGGCAAUCAGAAGAAGGCAGAAAUCGCUGUACUGCUGUUUUGCUUCAAUCCGGCUUCGAUCUUUUUUACCGCCCCGUACACCGAGAGCUUGUACGCCUGGCUUUCGUUCGUCGUAAUGCAUCAGUGUAUAGAGGACGUGACAUCGAUAUUUCUCACUAUACCGCUCAGUCUCUCAAUCUUGUGUCGCUCGAAUGGGAUGUUUAACAUCGGUUUCGUGUUAUAUUUUGCCAUGCGGCGCGUCGUAGCCCAGUACAACUUUCACAACGUCAUCUGCAUCUGCUCCCGCCUUUUCUCGAUGCUGAUCAUCGUUCUCUUUCAUUAUGGCAUUGCCCAAGUGUACAAUUACUAUCUGUUUUGCUUUGUGCAAAAGUUCAACUUUCCGGAACACGUGCGAGAGUAUGCGGUCACUCACGGGCUCGUGCUGGCGGGUAACAAAACAGAAGAUUCGUCUCCUUGGUGCAACAAUUUAGUACCAUUGUCGUACUCGUUCGUGCAGAGUCAUUACUGGAACGUUGGCUUUCUGCGGUACUACGAACUAAAGCAGUUGCCGAAUUUUCUCCUUGCCCUUCCGGCCGUUUAUCUAACGAUCAGUAAUUCCUAUCGCUAUCUGUGCGAGCACUGGGACUACGCCCUUCGGUUAGGGCUGUUUCGACUGACUAAGAAGCAACAUAAAACUAUGCGCGUUUAUGAUCGAUUCGCGCUUGUUUUCGUCGUCCACGCACUAAUCCUUGCCGUCUUCUCUCUGCUAUUUGUGCACGUACAAGUUACUACACGGCUCCUGUGCGCUGCCAGUCCCGUUCUUUACUGGUACACGGCGGAUUACUUUACCGGCGAGCGCGCAUUUAUCAAACGGCAAGUCAUCAGGAAGCUCUCCAAGCAAGUGAAAGACGGCGAAGAAAAUAGUUGCACGCAUGUCCCAAAUCAUGUUGAUUUGAGCGAUCUGCUCGACUUUCAUUGGAUGAACUGGUGCCAGCAAGCCAUCCUAAUCUAUUUUCUCGGAUACACCAUAAUUGGUACGAUCCUGUUCAGCAAUUUUUAUCCCUGGACCUAG
Molecule: messenger RNA, 1709 nt
Organism: Anopheles nili
Lineage: Eukaryota; Metazoa; Arthropoda; Insecta; Diptera; Culicidae
Gene: PIG-V
Product: GPI mannosyltransferase 2
Exons: 1
Coding region: 33-1709 (558 amino acids)
Biological process (GO): GPI anchor biosynthetic process
Cellular component (GO): endoplasmic reticulum membrane; mannosyltransferase complex
Molecular function (GO): GPI mannosyltransferase activity; alpha-1,6-mannosyltransferase activity
Source: RefSeq, a predicted model, not a curated record